AUGGAUCCAAAGGAGCGAGAAGAAAAGUAUCAAGAAAAUCUCCAAGGCCGUGUACUAGCGGAGUACGUAAGGAUUUCAAAUCUUCCCAUAAGGAUGAAAGCCGAAUUCAGUCUAAUGAUAAACAGGAUAAUUGACAUAGUUGGUUACCGUGAGCACUUGCACGAGGAUCCAUACCCUUUAACUUGGCCAGAGCUAGCGGAAUAG
Messenger RNA from Cylicocyclus nassatus, 204 nucleotides. The record is from the annotation of a GenBank genome assembly. Lineage: Eukaryota; Metazoa; Nematoda; Chromadorea; Rhabditida; Strongylidae.